AUGGUUCUGAGUUUUGACAAUGAUGAUGAUGAUUUUCUUGUUUUUCUGAGUUCUGAGUUCUGCAUUUGGGAAUUUUUUAAAAACAAACUUAUUAAUAGCUUGUGCAGAAGAUGCCAGAAACUGGAGAGUUGGAUAACAUCAAAGGGUUUGCAGAGUGAAGGCCUUACCCAUCUUAGCCUUCGACAAUGGAAUGAAGUUAAGUCGUUCCCGAGAGAGGGUUGCCUUCCUGCUUCCCUCCGGUCUCUACAAUUGUCGAAAUUUUCAAAUCUGGAGACGCUAGACUACAAGGGCCUUCUCCAACUCACCUCCCUCCAACAAUUAACAAUUGGAUUCUGUCCAAAGCUGGAGAAUAUCACACAACAAAACCUGCCUGCCUCCAUAUUGAAACUCAUCAUCAAGGGAGAAUGUCCAUUGAGGAGUAAGCUGGAAGAGAUGAACGACCCCCGGAUUCAAUUCCAAACAGGGUGGUUCAGGUUAGGAGUCAGACGCAGAUUAUGAGUCGUCUUGAUUCUGAUUUCCCACUUUUUGUGCACCAUGCAAGGAUUUUGUCUAAUGUACAUGGAAGAUGUCAAGACAAAAAAUGAGUCAUGAAUGGUGUUUAAGAAAAUUGUCCCCUAGCAAGCCUAAUAGAUUAGAAUAUAAGAUUAUCAAGAAUAUUACAAAUGUUUUGAAUAAAUUUACA
Messenger RNA from Arachis ipaensis, 682 nucleotides. NCBI's taxonomy places the organism in Eukaryota, Viridiplantae, Streptophyta, Magnoliopsida, Fabales, Fabaceae. The record is from RefSeq and is a predicted model, not a curated record.